CCGGUCUCGCUAGCAUUGGGUCCAGAUCCUGGGGAAUGACCGCCGUCCAUGGGCAGGAGCCACCAGCAGCUUCUCCAUGGAGCCAGAGAAGUCACCCAUGAGACCUUCAUUGCCUACAAAGUCCUGGAGGUUUUCCCCAGAGGCCGCAGGGUGGUCAUAAUGUGCCACUCACCCCAGGCACCCCCGCCUGUCACCUACUCCCUCUGGGGGGGCCAGGGCACUGAGGUUGCCAGGAAGGUGGUGAAGACCGCAGACCCGGCCUCCUUCAGCAUCAACAUCACGCUCAAGUCCAGGCCAGACCUGCUCACGUACUCCUGCCAGGCGGCCUCCCCCGAGGGCACGCACUCGGCCAGCACCAAGCUGCAGAUGUACUGGGAGCUGUGGACCAAGCCCGUGUCCCAGCUGCCCGCUAACUUCACCUUGCUGGACAGAGGGUCGGGCCCCAGGGUAGAGAUUUCCUGCCAGGUGUCCUCGGGCAGCCCACCCAUCACCUACAGCCUGGUCGGGAAGGAUGGGACCGUCCACACGCAGCAGAGGCCGAACUACGGUCAGCCGGCCAAGUUCACCUUCGCCCUUACCAACAAGUCCACCAGGCUCCAGUGCCAGGCUGAAAAUGACAUCAGUGUCCAGUUCAGCCCCUUCAAGCUGGUGCCCCCAGGACAGCUGCCCCAGGGAGCCGUCGUGGUGCUAGCGAGCAGCCUCAUCUCCAUUGCAGCUGUCACCUGUUGGUUGCUGGCCCGGGCCUGGUGGACCAGCAGCCCUGGGAUGGAGCCACCUGGCCUCUGGGUGGGGCGUUCGCCUGUCUUCGUGAAGGGUCCGAGGAGGGAUGACAGGAGUGUGUCGAUGAUGCCCUCCGGGGACCAGGGCGGAUCACGGGCUGCUGCUUUCCAUGGCAGCUACAUAGACGGGUGA
Lontra canadensis (Northern American river otter) is the source of this 912-nucleotide messenger RNA. It is a transcript of the gene CUNH17orf99, whose product is annotated as chromosome unknown C17orf99 homolog. NCBI's taxonomy places the organism in Eukaryota, Metazoa, Chordata, Mammalia, Carnivora, Mustelidae. The record is from RefSeq and is a predicted model, not a curated record. Bases 49 to 912 code for a protein of 287 amino acids. The transcript is spliced from 6 exons.